This is a messenger RNA of Closterium sp. NIES-67, 3515 nucleotides long. NCBI's taxonomy places the organism in Eukaryota, Viridiplantae, Streptophyta, Zygnematophyceae, Desmidiales, Closteriaceae. The record is from the annotation of a GenBank genome assembly.
UGUCUUGGAUGGGAUACUAGUCCAGCCGGAGUCUGUCUGCCCCCACGUGAAACCCUCACCCCCGCCAUGCCAGUCUCGUCGUGAGCCGCGCUCCGCGUUUCUUUAUUCCCGCCAUCGGCGCCAUUGGCGCAGAGCAGAAUAGCUUGUGGUUGAAAACGGUUGCAUUGCAUCCCUUAGUUUCCGUUCCGUCCGUCCGUACUCUGCCUGCCGAACCGCCUCGAAGACCCACGUGGUCUUUGAACAUAGAAGCUCAUCUCACACUUGGUUCGUCCCAGAACCGUCCACUCUCAGUUCGCCGUCACACGGUCGCAUUUUCCGUCAGGCCGCACUAACAAUCCUUUAAAUUAGAAACCCCGUCGAUGGUGUUACGCGGGGUCCAAAAACUCUUUGCCACCGCUUUGGAACCUUUUCGAGAAAGAAACUCCGCCUUGGCGAUUCGAUGAGUCACUCUGUAACCGGCGCCCACCCUUCUGAGAUUGCGCUGUCCUCGGUUGGCGGCGCGCCUGCCGGCUCAGACUUUCCACGGUAAGGGGCUCCCUGCGGCCCGAGAGCACUAGUAGUAGUAGUGAAAGUCAAUUCGCCUCACUUGUACUAGGUGUGCUGCUAGUAGUUCCCGUGGCAGUGGCUGCUGUAGGCCAUGGCUCCACGAGCCGCGUCAUCGCUGCAGCCCGUUCACCGCGGCGGACCUUUCGUCAAACCCGCGCCUCUGGCCGCGAAUCCCUCACAAAACGUCGCGACGGCCCAUAGCAGCAGCGGCGGUUUCUUGCCGCCGGCGAGUGACAGCCGGCCGACAAUAGUGCCGGCGAAGGCGGUCGAAGCAAUGGCGGUGGCGUGGGCCCGCGAUGUGGAUUGGAAGGGUGCGCCGGUCGUCCAGGAGAAGUGCGACGGGUCGCUACAGCAGCCAGCGGCGGCGAUUACUCCUCAGAACUGGCCAAAAUCGGCGGGAAAAUCGCAGCUGUUCCGAAACUCGGCGGUGUCGCUCCAGGCCCUCGAGCCAGUGGCGGGGGACUCGCGCCACCCGUGGCCGCUUCUGGCGCAGUCGCAGCGGAGAAAUUGCGGCUCGCCGUCUGAGCGCCCAGGGGCUUCUUCGCUGAGCCCCGCAAGACUGCUAUUCGCGACUCCUGGGGCUGGUUCGUCGCAGCCAGUUAGGGUUCCGGAGCUGACUGCCGCGAGUGGGCCUUUCGCGACUACUGUGGGUCGCAUGCCCUGUUCGUCGCAUCCACCGUCGUCGCUCGACGGCGCGAAAAUUCGCAGCAGCCCUGGGUACGCUGCGACGAGGGAGCUGCGAACGUGUGAAGGUAACGCGGCCAGUGUUACGGCGACGCAGCAGCAGCACCUUCCGGGAUUGAUUGGUCAGCAUCAAUUUCAGAAUUCACAAGUUUCGCAAGAGUUCUUGCGAGGAAGUCCACGUGUACGCGGGUUCCCGGACGCCGUGGCGCGCCGAACUAACGACAGCAGGAGCUGGCUUUCGGAUAGUGAGAUUUUGGCGAUGCAGCUUUCUAAUUCGGGCAGGCAAAAUCAGUUCGGGCAGGUAGCUGAAAAACUUUUGGACUCCGAUAUGGCGAGAGGUGAUACAAUCGAGGGUGACGGACGCGAAGGUGACUUAAGCAGGGGUAUCUUUCUGCGGAAGAGAUCUUUCAUGCGUUCCAUGACUACAGGUACAGGAGACGGUUGGAAAGGAGAACGCCUUAUAAAAGGCGAAGUGGGAGAAAAUGGUUGGGAAACGGAAUGCCCUCUAAAGAGUGCAAAAACCACACCUACCGCUCAUAGGGCUGUAGCUCAGGAUGAUCCUUUCCCAAGUUCUGAUACUGACGUGGCAGAGAUGACGCAAGACGAUGACGUGGCGCUACAACUGCAGCUGUAUCUGCUGAGGCGGCGGCAGCGGCAGCAGCUGAGACUGCUGAUGGAGGAACGACAGGCGGAGCAGCAACCAGCGCCGCUUGCUGAGCUGGCAAUGGUGGAGAAUGAGAUGUUGGCGACACAGCAGCUCUUAGGAAGGCAGGCUCAGCUACAGCAGCGACAGCAGCAGCAGCUGAGAGAUCAGCAGCAGCUUCAGCAGCUGCAGCAGCAGAUGCUGCAGGAAAAGCAGCAACAGCAGAUGCGGCAGCUACAGGAGCAGCAGCAGAGGCAACAGCAGCAACAACAUCAGCAACAGGAGCAGCAGCAGCAGGAGCUAAGGCAACACCAGCAACAGCAGGAGCAGGAGCACCAGCAACGGCAACAGACGCUGGAAGAUGAGAUUACAAGAAUGAUUCAGCAGCAGCAGCAGCAGCAGCAGCCACAAUUGUCUAAUCAGCAGCAAUGGUGCCCAUCACAGCGGCAGCGUCAGCAGCAACCACUGCUUGGUCACGCACAAGCCACGCACCCGGCACGGGAUGCACGGGGUGCACUUGAAGCCUUGAUGCUGCACGCCUCAGCUCCGGCAACCAGACCUGGCCCUCUGGUUCGGCCCAGCGCAACCACUCAGGUUCCUCCCACCGGGCUUGGGUUUACCCAGGAACAGAGGGCAGUGGCAGCAGCAGUAGGAGUGAGGGAUGGGGAGAAGAGGGCUGGGAAGGGAAGUGCUGCAAAGUCUUCCAGCAGCAAUCCAGCUGCAAUUCUCGAGGCUCUCUUUGAAAAGUCCUUCAAGGAGAGGAAUCGGAAGUCUGGAGCCGGCAACAGCUGCAACGGUAGGGAGAGUGGGUCACGUACUGUGGGGUCGCCUGUGGAGCAGGUGGCUGGGCAGCAUCAGGGUCAGGAUCUAUAUCAAGCAUGCAGACAACGCACCCCGCCCCGAAUCAGCAGCUGCGCAGCUCUUUCUGGAGUUCCCAAUGGAGUGCCGGGCAUGUCUUCCCAGCUCGAGACUUUCCGCCUGUUGAGUGCUGCUCUCAGCGCAUGUGAGCCGUUGGAUCCGGCUCUGUACACGUGUCAGCAUCUGGACGAGCCGUACCUGGACAUGCCUCUGCAGGAACUGGAGGCGCUUGAGAGCCUGCUGAUGUCUCCACGGGCUACCUAUUCUGAUCACAAGGGUGCUCCUGCUGUCUUGGCCAUGGAUCCUCCAGGCCGAUCGGAGUCGCAUCCAAGCCAGGCUUCUGCAUCUGCCAGUGCUUAUCUUGGGAAGGUUGGUGCUGUUGCUGCUUCACCUGCAGUUGCUGUUGCUGCUGGUAGUGCUGGCGGUGCUGUUUCAGUUGCUACCUCGGCUGCGUCUGGUGCAUCCAUGUCAGCAGCGUCUGCACCUCCUUCCACGAUGCCUGUGCUUCAGGCGUGGCAUAGCUCACACUCAAGCUCACAAUCAUGCUUAGCUGAUGGUGGUGCGGUAACUGCCUCACUGACACAUCCGGCCUCGGUGUUCCCAAGCAGGCCGGGGUAGGCUCUGUCAUACCUACAGGCUUGACAAGGGCGUGCUUUAUAAGUAGCCUCAUACAGCUCUUCCAUUUCCAACUUAGUCAUAAGCCCACAAGCCCAUGGCAUACAUUUUUGCCUUUCUUGUUUAUUUGUAAAAUGCUUGUAUUCAUCAUGGCACCAUUAGGUGCAAC